AUGAAUCACCAUUACCCAGACAAUUACCAUGGGUAUGGACAUACUGCUCCCAGCAUGCCCAAUAUAGGAUAUAAUGGAGGCUAUGGAGAUCAGACUGCAAUGGCAAGAAUGGUGCAUCCGAGAGAAGGAUAUCAGAUGUCACCGUACCAACUGAUGCAGCAGUCAGGUGCCAUGUACAGCCAAGGUGGAUUCAUGGGUCAGCAGAGUAACAACCCUUACACCAUGGGCAGUUAUGGGAAUUAUGGGAUGUCAGCAAUGAACCCAUCCAUUAUGAUGGGCAGCAGGCAAGGUGACUUAAGUCGAAUUAACGGGGGCAACAUGGGAAGCCCCUAUUACAGUCCAAGCAUGCCUUCAGAAGCCCACACUACUCCUCACCAUGGAGGACUGAGCAGCCAACCUUCCAGCUACAGUCAUAGUCAAGCAAACCCUCACAUGCAACCGCAGCAGCAGCAACCACCCCAUAUGGGGAUAAUGCAGAACCAGGGCCACCACAGCAUUACUAACCAGCCUAUCCAUGGACAAGCAAGCCAGCAUGCCCACAGUACCGGACACAGCAUGCCACAAGGUGGGCCUCACCAGAAUAGUGGUGGCUAUGCCAGCCAGAGUUCUCCUCACAUGCUGCCCCGAGCACAUCAUGUACCCCAGCACCCAAUGAGGCACACAACAACACAGCAGAAUCCUCAGGAGGUGGCAGACAAUAUUUUGCAGAUGGCAUCAUCUUAUCCGUCAAAUCAAACGGUUCAGGUUCCCCUGAAGAGCCGCCCUGCUCCUUAUCAUAUUCCCCGAUCUCCACAUUAUAGCAUGUCACACGGUGACCACCCUCACAUGUCGCCAACCAGCCCGGUUGCAUCAUGUCAGGCCAGCCCAACACCCUCUUCAGCCAGCGUGAAGUCACCCACGCCAGUUCUAGUACCUAUUCCCAAUCCGAUCCCAUCACCAGGCAUUAGUGGCCUGCGAUCACCCUGCAAUCAAGGCAUGUCACCUUGUGGCACUCAGCGCUCUCCCGCCCACAUGGGCUCAACAUACAGCGGACACAGUCAAGGGGGUCCACCCACGCAGUGUAGCAGUGAUGGCCUGCCGCUUCAUCAUAGGAUGUCUCCUUCCGAUACUCUGCAUUACUCUCCUUGUGGCAUGGCACCAGUACACAGUUAUUCGCCAUUUAGUGUUUCCGGCUCAGUGCACAGGAAUUCUUCAGUGUACUCCCCAUCUUGUGACCCCAACAGCAUAUCGUGUUCAGACCUUCAUCAGCACAGUUACACAAGUCCAGCGUCUUCUAGUCCGUGUUCAAGCAAUCUGUCUUUAACAGGCGCAUCAAAACACAUCAUGGCACAGUCCACCAACUCUCAUCCUUCUGUUUCGUUCCUACACAUGGAUACUAACCCACUGAUGUCGCUACAGAAGCUAGUGAUGCUUCCAGAAACACAGGUAAUUGACCCAAAAAGUGUUGUCAAUGACACCUGCCUCUCUUCCCAACACGAUGAGAGUCCAAAAAACGGUAAUGGCCCAGCAGAACGGCUUGCGGAGAGCUCAUGCCAUUCUGUCGGGUUUCAGGGUCACACUAGCUCUCAUAGAAGCCAUCCACAAAAUAACUAUCAGUCAUUUCAACCAGAAAACACUGAUGCUGGAACUUCAGUCUCGUCCAAUUAUCUGUGUAAUUCUUAUUCAGAUAGUCAGGCACCAAGACAUUCACAAUACAAUGUAGUUAAUAAUUACAGCCACAGGGGUGGCAGUUCAAGAAACACAAAUCCAAAGCAGGGUGGUGAAGCUGAACCUUCCGACCAUGAGUUUGGUAAUCAUAGGGUUGAUUUUAAUGUUGUAGAACAGUCAGCCUGUGACAGAAGUGAGGAAAAAAUAGAGGAAACUCACACCCCCCAGGAGUCAGCAAAGCAAGAAUCCACACACCUUAUGCUUAGUCAGGAUGAGAAUAUUUCAGCUGAUAACCCAGGUCUAGAUGCAGUAUGCAUUACGGAUGCCAAUGUUGAGGCAGGUGAUGCAGAUAAAGACAGUGAAAUGUCUGUAAUGCCUAACAUUUUGCCACUAGAAGAUGCUGAUAUUAAUACAGUGAUAGGGUUUAGAACUGAGAAGGCAGUAGAAAUUGAUAGUCAGAACUCAUUAUAUUCUAAGGAUAGAAAGAUUGGCAAAAUGAAGGACGAUACAAAAUGUUUAAUUGUUCAGUGCCAUUCCCCAAGUGUGCUGUCAGAGAUGCCGAUUGUAAAUAAUGGUUUGUCCAGUACAACGUGUGGUAAUGACGAUGACCUUGAGCAAGAUUGUGGAAAUGGGGUGCACGCAAGAAUACAGAAUGCCUUAAAUUCUUUGGUGAAAGCAAAGCUGGCUAGUGUGAAAAAAAUGUCCCAGUUUGCCCAUGUUACACCUUGCAGUAUCGCUGUUGGUGCUGAUGAACGGGCGGCUUGUGAUAGAUUUGCCUUUCGGCACAAUGGAUUCUGCAGAACACUGAGGACCUCAAAUGUCGUCUGCAGCGGGCGAAAUCGGAAUGACAGCACCGGAAAUGGGGAUUCUGAUGAAAGCUUAGAAAACUUGUCUGAGAAUAGUUUUGGAUUUUCUGAGAGUCCACAAGAUGGGAAUAGGAAAAAACCAGCAAAAGCAGCAAAGCAUAUUGACCACAAGAAGGCAAAUAUGAAUAAUAUGACAAGCACAGUGAAAGUGGGUGAUGGCGGCUCUAAACGAGUAGAACCAGUGACUUCAGGCAGUGGGGAAUGUGUCUCUUACGGGCAUGAAGUUGUCAGUGAUGAUGAUACCUGCUAUUACGAGGGUGUCGACAGUUCUGAUAUUUUUAUAAAUAACUGCAGUAGUGAUGAGUCAGUUGCUUCGGCUGGUGAGGUCAGACAUGGCAGUAACUCGGCUAAAGAAGCAGCUGACGCAACACUUGAAGAACCGGCUUCACUUUCGAUACCUUCUAGUGCCAGUGAAGUACAAGAAGAAGAAGAUAAAACAAAUGAUGAGCAAGACACUAAAUCACCGCCAGAGUCAGAUAAACAGAGCCCUGUUACUGAAGCGGUACUGUCUUCCCCACCUCCAAAAAGAUUACGCCGCUCAUCAGAGCAGAAGGCUCAGACAAAAUGGGACAGUUCGGCAGGUUCCAGAAAAUCUCUAGCCGGCAGUGUUAAUGAAGAAGAUGACACCAUUAUUGAUCUCACAUGUGAUAGCAUACAAGUGACUACAGUGUCUGCCUGCAUUAGACCUGAUCAGACUGCAGCCAACUCAACAAUGAGAAGUUUCCGAGAACGAAAUAAGAAUUCUACUAGGUUCAGACCAUCAAUUUUAGGACACAGACAGGAUGGCAAAUACCCAGUUGUAGUGCUAGAGAAAUCUCCCAUAGCUGGGACACCAUCUGCCGUUGUCAAGCAGGAAAAAGUGGACCACUGUGACCCACUUGAAAGUUCCAGUCCCUUGAGGGACCAGAAAGCAAAUGCAGCAACUCCUGUAAGUUUCAAGGAUUUGGUUACAGAUAAAUCAGAAAACCAAGAGCCCGAGUUCAAAUCUGAAAAUAAUGACUUUGUUAUCACAUUCAAUAAUGCUGAAAAUGACAAAUGUAUUAAAAUGGACUGUGAGGAAGCAGUCGAAGAGAAUGGUGUUAAACCAUCUUCCUCAUUUGAAGCUAUCAGUCAUAAAAACAAAAUGCACAAAAAGAAGCCAUCCAGAAGGAAAGCAGUUAAAAGUAAACAUAAAACCAAAGCACCAGAAAAGAUCAAUAGAGACACUGAAGUCAGAGACUCGUUUAAAUCAAUGAAGUUCAGCAGGACUCUUGAUUUAAUAAAAUCUCGUAAAAAACGAGAACAGCAGUCUGUAGGCCCUUUUAUUCGCGUUGUAGGGAAACAGAGCACUCCAGAUUCUGUUUCCGUGUUUGUGCAACCUGUUCACGAGUCUUCUAAGGGUGUGGGUAGCGGGAAACAUAAACACUCAAAACACAGAAACGCCCACCUGCAUUCUGCUGCAACAACCGUUCACAUGGUAACCAAUUUACCUACAGACAAAGCAGCCAUGAUUUCUUCUUCUCGUACUAUCAGUAACAAUCCGUGGGUGUGUGCUUUUUGUGGCCAUCAAAGCAGCUAUGGGUUUCUGGGGGAUUUAUAUGGGCCAUACUUCAAAGAAAGUGAGGUUCCAAGAGUUGAGAUGAUUGCCGCAGAGGAGAGUAAAAGAACUGAACCUGGUAGAGACCAAAGAAUUUCAGAUUCUUUAGGGGCAAAACUAUCAAAAGAAACAUCUCCGCCGGAUAAGAGAAGUAGCCGUAAAGGAAAGUCACCUUUACAGUUACGGUCUAGUGAGCCCAGCCCAGUACCUCCUGAAGAAGUGUGGGUCCAUGAGGCAUGUGCUAUGUGGGCACCAGGAGUGUACUUAAUAGACAACAAGCUGUUUGGGUUGGAUGAAGCCGUCAGAGAUGCAGAAGAAACGGUUUGUUCAGCAUGUAAAUCAAAAGGUGCAAUGAUAGGGUGUCUCCACAAAGGUUGCUGCAUGAAAUAUCACUUCAUCUGUGCCAUAGACAAAGAUUGUUUUAUGGAUGAAGAGAAACUAUCACUGCUGUGUCCAAAACACAAGGUAGAUUUGAAAAUGAAAAAAAAAAAAGACUUGUCUUUUUCUUUGUGUUUGUUUUCCUGUUGA
This is a messenger RNA of Candidula unifasciata, 4617 nucleotides long. The record is from the annotation of a GenBank genome assembly. NCBI's taxonomy places the organism in Eukaryota, Metazoa, Mollusca, Gastropoda, Stylommatophora, Geomitridae.